This is a messenger RNA of Boleophthalmus pectinirostris (great blue-spotted mudskipper), 2088 nucleotides long. Its product is annotated as activin receptor type-2B-like. The transcript has 16 exons. Gene Ontology annotation, biological process: cellular response to growth factor stimulus; protein phosphorylation; activin receptor signaling pathway. Gene Ontology annotation, molecular function: ATP binding; activin receptor activity; activin binding. The record is from RefSeq and is a predicted model, not a curated record. NCBI's taxonomy places the organism in Eukaryota, Metazoa, Chordata, Actinopteri, Gobiiformes, Gobiidae. The coding region runs from base 8 to 1939 and encodes 643 amino acids. Gene Ontology annotation, cellular component: activin receptor complex; plasma membrane.
CGGAGCUAUGGCGGCCGCGCGGGACCAGGACGUGUUUUUGGGCUUUGACUUCAGCACGCAGCAGUUGAAGGUUCUGGCCCUGGACUCGAAGCUGCAGGUUCUUCUUGAGGAUCAUGUCCAGUUCGACUCGGACCUUCCUGAGUUCAGGACUCAGGGCGGCGUCCACCUGCACGAAGAUCGACUCACAGUCACCUCCCCGGUCCUGAUGUGGGUCCAGGCUCUGGACAAACUGUUGAACAAAAUGAAAUCUUCGGGAUUUGACUUUUCCAGAGUGAGAGCUCUGUCAGGCAGCGGACAGCAGCACGGCAGUGUGUUCUGGAGGAAAGGAUCCGCUGAGACCCUCAAGAGUCUGGACCCGGACUUGGAACUGUCCCAGAUCCUCAAGAGUUUGGAUCAGAGUCUGAGCUCGUUCCUCCAGAGUCUCCAAAGCUCCUCCAGAUCUCAGAGAAUCCACCGUGCAGUAGAAGGUGCGGGUGCGGUCGGGGCAGGUGCGGUCCUGGCGGAGACUCGGGAGUGCGUGUUCUACAACGUGAACUUCGAGCUGGAGCAGACGAACCGCAGCGGCGUGGAGCGCUGCGACGGCGAGGAGGACAAACGCUCGCACUGCUACGCCUCCUGGAGGAACAACACCGGGAACAUCGAACUCGUCAAGAAAGGAUGCUGGCUCGACGACUUCAACUGCUACGACAGACAGGAGUGUGUAGCGACUGAAGAUUCUCCUCAGGUUUUCUUUUGCUGCUGUGAAGGAAACUUCUGCAACGAGAAGUUCACCCACCUCCCCGACCCGCCCAGCCCACCUCGUCCUGCGUCGGUGGGGCUGCUCAAGUUGUUGUUGUUGUGUUUGGUUCCGGUUCUGCUGCUCUGUGUGGUUCUGCUCACGGCCGUGUGGAUGUACCGACACCGAAAACCCCCCUACGGACACGUGGACGUCAUGGAGGAUCCGGCCCCGCCCCCCUCGCCGCUGCUCGGACUCAAACCGCUGCAGUUACUGGAGGUGAAGGCCAGGGGGCGCUUCGGCUGCGUGUGGAGAGCCCAGAUGAUCAACGAGUACGUGGCCGUCAAGAUCUUCCCCAUCCAGAACAAAGCCUCGUGGGAGAACGAGCAUCAGAUCUUCUCGACUCCGGGUCUGAGACACGAGAACAUCCUGAGGUUUGUGGGAGCAGAGAGACGAGGAGGCCCCCUGGACGCAGAACUCUGGCUCAUCACCGAGUUUCACCAGCGGGGUUCUCUGUGUGACUUCUUAAAGGGGAGUGUGGUGAGUUGGUCUGAGUUGUGCGUCAUCGCUGAGUCCAUGUCCCGAGGUCUCGCCUUCCUCCACGAAGACCUGCCCCGGACCAAGGACGGACCCAAACCCGCCAUCGCCCACAGGGACUUUAAGAGUAAGAACGUGAUGCUGCGCUCGGACCUCACCGCUGUGAUCGGAGACUUCGGUUUGGCGGUUCUGUUUGAGCCCGGGAUUCCUCCUGGAGAAACGCACGGACAGGUGGGCACGCGGCGGUACAUGGCCCCGGAGGUUCUGGAAGGAGCCAUAAACUUCCAGAGAGACUCGUUCCUCAGAAUCGACAUGUACGCGCUCGGCCUCGUGCUGUGGGAGCUCGUGUCCCGCUGCAAGGCCGCCGACGGUCCUGUGGACGAGUACCUGCUCCCGUUUGAGGAGGAGGUGGGGCAGCAUCCGUCUCUGGAGGAUCUUCAGGAGAUCGUGGUCCACAAGAAACUCAGACCAGCCUUCAAAGAGCAGUGGCUCAAACACACGGGUCUGGCGCAGCUGUGUGAGACGGUGGAGGAGUGCUGGGACCACGACGCCGAGGCUCGUCUUUCCGCCGGAUGCGUCGAGGAGCGAAUCUGCCAGAUCCGCGUCACUUCCUGUUCAGACCACGCCCCCCUGCUCGUCUCCACGGUGACCAACAACGACCUCCCGCCCAAAGAGUCCAGUAUAUGAACCCGAACGAGAUUACGGCGCGAUUUUUAAACACAUUUCUGAUUUUUAUUUUUGAAGAAAACUCAUCAGCUACAACUUCAACAUGUUUCUCAGAGGAUUUUUACAUUUUCAACCAUUUUCAGAACAUUUCAGCCAAAAUGCACACUCAC